Molecule: messenger RNA, 3228 nt
Organism: Oenanthe melanoleuca
Lineage: Eukaryota; Metazoa; Chordata; Aves; Passeriformes; Muscicapidae
Product: fibrinogen-like protein 1
Exons: 9
Coding region: 217-1230 (337 amino acids)
Source: RefSeq, a predicted model, not a curated record
UAUUUCCACCUUGCAGAACUUACUGAAGUUAUCCUGGCUGUGUUAAAACAUGAGCCAAAACUCCCACUAAUGCUCCCAGGGAGCAUUAGUCUGAGUGAUUCACAUAAACACUGAAAGAAGUCAGUCUUGGUUGAGCUUCCUAGUCAAGUUGGCUUUUAAGGGAGAUAAUCUUUCCAGAAGGAGGUCUGAAGAGAGGCAAGUUACAGGUGAUAAGAAAUGAGUAUGAUGAUGCACUGGUUGCUACUGCUCCUUCUCCUGGUCAGCUUUGGCUCACCUGCACCCAGGUUUUCGGACAAAGAUAUCUGCCUCCUGGACAACAAUAAAUUAAGACAAAGGUUAAAACAUCUUCAAGACUUGCUUUACUUAUAUGAAUUGCAGCUGAAGGACAUACUGGGGAACACUUACCACAGAACCAAAAGUGAACUGUUCUCGGGCAACAGGAGUGUGCAGCAUGAGACGCUUUUACCCACAACCAGUGGAAAUUUGAUAGUGUAUGACCAAGAUUGCUCUGCAGUGUAUAACAGGAAGAGCACCACAAGUGGCUACUACCGGAUCAGGCCCCGAGCAGACCGAGAGCCUUUCCUGGCAUUCUGUGACAUGUCUGGUGGCGGGGGCUGGACUGUGAUUCAGCGGCGGAGUAACGGCAAGGAGAAUUUUGACAGAAAAUGGGAUGAUUACAAACUGGGAUUUGGGAAAUUCCAGGGCAAGAAUGAUGAAUACUGGCUGGGCAACGAUCACAUCCAUGACCUGCUUGCUAGAGGAGAGAACUCAUUAAAGAUUGACCUGAUGGACUGGCAUGGGGAAAGACGUUCUGCAAUCUAUGAAAAUUUCCAGCUUGCAAAUGAGCAGGACAAUUACAGGUUAUGGUUUGGCACCUAUUCUGGCAAUGCUGGCGACGCUCUGUCUGGUGGGAGCAAUUUUGAAGAUCAGUGGUCAGCCUCUCACAGAGGGAUGCAGUUCACCACAUCUGAUAAGGAUCAUGAUCGAUUCCUGGCAGGCAACUGUGCAUCAGAGAACAAGGGUGGCUGGUGGUUUAACAGGUGCCAUGCUGUGAACCUCAAUGGGCAAUACUACAAAGGAGGGAGGUACAGUGGACCCCAUGAUGAUGGCUUGGUUUGGUCUACAUGGCAUGGGAUGUGGUACUCACUGAAAUACUCAGCCAUGAAAAUCAGGGCUCCGUUCUUCAUCGACAGCGAGAGUGGAGAUGGUGAGAACAGUCGGGGCAGCUGAAACCUGCUGCUUUGGAAAGAGAAAAAGAAUGGUGUAAGUUGAUAGCCAGGGCUCUGCUGCUGCCUAUUGCCAAACCUGCACUUGAUAGCUGGAGUUGCACCUGCUUCUGCUACCUGAAGCUAACAGAACAAGUUGUUUGAGCACAGCCAGACAACAAUUUAAUAAAAAACAUAUGGAUCUCAGUCACAGGAUAACCAGAGAUUUCUUUUUCAGCAGUUUUCAAGACUUUGUUGGAGAAUGUUUAUUGGAAGUUCUCUGGACUUGGAACUUCUCACACUUUGAAGGAUCAAGCAUGUCCUUUAAUCACUCUAUACUUUUCAAAAUCUUUCUCAUCUUUAUUUUAACCAUCAGUGUUCCAGUUAUGAGAACCUCAGAACAGAAAGAACAAGGGGAUGGAGAGCUGGACUUUAUCUGGUGUGCCUUGGUUAGUACUUUGUUCUGCAUCAGGAGAAUAUUUUAAAGCAACUUUCCCUAUGGUUCUAAUAGCCACACUUCAGUUGCAGAGUGCUCCUGGAGUGUGUGAAACCAAAUCUGUGGAUGGACAUGCUCCAACUGCUAAUGUGCAUCCAGACUAAGGCUGCUUCAAAGUAAACACCCACAAUGGACAGAGUGGGUUCCAUUCUAACAGCUUCCCACUGCACAUCCACUGCUAGAGUAUACCACAAGACAUAAAAGCAGACAAAGACAAUCCUGCCAACCAGAUUUAAGCCCCAGAUUAAAAUUAGCACACUUUACUAAAACUAAGGUGAGCACAGAUAUUCCUAGGAGUUCCUAAAAUACUGUCAAGAUUCAUUUGUACAUUCUCCUGUAAUGUACCAGAUGAUUUUACAUUAGUGAUGGGGAAUCAGGAAGUGGUUGAACUACAAGGCACACUGUUUUCAUUGUCUCACUGGGAUGAAAUGAAAGAGCAACACAAAUGACUGAAGAAUGGAAUACUAAAAAUUUAUUUUCUACAGCUGUUAACAACAACAGUUAAAAAUGAAGAGCAGUAUCAGUUUGAUGCAAAUCAUUUAAAUACCAUGAGGUAGAAUAAACCUGUUUCCUUCUUCUUCUGAUUUAUAAUAAUUUUAAACUGAUAUUUCUUUUCCAUUUACUUGCUUUUAUAUCCAUACAUAUUGUAAUUCGUAUGCAUAUCGAUAAAGAGUGAAGUAAAACCAUCUGAAUGGGACUUAAUACUUUUUCUCUGGUUUUCAAUAAUAGGAAUGUGAACAGAAAUCUGGAUCAAAAUCUUGGAAAGCUCAUAAUAUGAGAAAGGUAUUCUUUCAGUGUUGGCUCUGGUGCUUUUUUACCUGUUGUCUUGGGUGGUUGAAAGGUCUGCAAAGUAAGUUUAAUUUUCAUGGCUCAAGCUUUCCGGAGACAAUGCAGAGGGAUGAGUUGAAGGUUCAGUUUAAAACUUGACUGCAAACAUGAACAUCCCAGUGUAAUGGACAGCACUCCAGGGAGCUGUGCUCCUAAAGCCUGUGCCCUUGGCCAGACUGCCCCUCUGCCCUCUUCUCAAGCAUGCUCAUGUGGAAUGAAAUUUGCACCUGUUUGAAAUGAGAUUGCCCUUGUGAAGGAAGGGCUGCAAAAAGGCAACACUUACUCCUUCCCUUCUGAUCACUGCUUCUGUAUUUUGAUAUGGUAAAAUCUUAGUACAAAGUUUUAACUGCGUGUUGGGACAUAAGGAAUGACUUUGAAUACAUUGUAACUGUUUGAAUGCUGAUGCAGUGCUGAAGGCAGAAAGGACAAUUUUUGUCUAUAUGGAAGACACAGACAAAUGUGAGUGAAAUAAGUUCAUGCCUUCUGGCAGGUGAUGCUCAAUCCUAUUCUUCAGUAGAGAGCUAAGGAAGUAGGGUAAAGACCAUGGAAACUACAGCACUUAGAGGACAGCAUUUGUGGUCUGGCAGUUCAUUAAGCAGCUGGUAAUCCAUCUGAUAAUGGCAUAUCAAACUAGAAAUGAAGUCAGCAGGGCUUAAUCAGACAACCAGCACUCAGUGCAGUUCCCCAGCAAGAGAGCAA